Messenger RNA from Neoarius graeffei (lesser salmon catfish), 6590 nucleotides. Its product is annotated as receptor-type tyrosine-protein phosphatase S-like. Gene Ontology annotation, molecular function: protein binding; protein tyrosine phosphatase activity. The transcript has 30 exons. Gene Ontology annotation, biological process: protein dephosphorylation. Lineage: Eukaryota; Metazoa; Chordata; Actinopteri; Siluriformes; Ariidae. Bases 206 to 4708 code for a protein of 1500 amino acids. The record is from RefSeq and is a predicted model, not a curated record.
GGUGUCCGGAUACGCGGAAUUUACGAUCUCGUGCUGAGGAACAUGAAGCGCGAGCACACAUGAAUUUAUCCCAACCCUGCAAACGGAGCAACAAUAAAGGCAUUCAGGUUCAAACUGCUGAGGAUUACCAAAACCAGGACAUGAAGCCAAAACGGGUUUAAAAAGAGAGUGUGUGUGUCUGGACGAUUGUGUGUUCUUCCCCGUCAUGGCUCCUGGCUCAGUUGGCGAGUUUCCCUCUUCCCUCUUGCUCCUGCUGGCUCUCCUGCUCUCCUCACUGUCCAGCACCUGCCAUGCCUUGUCUUCCCCCAAGUUCACAAAGAUCCCGACAGAUCAGAUAGGAGUGUCCGGUGGUGUGGUGUCCUUCGUGUGUCAAGCCGCAGGCGACCCAAAGCCACAAGUCGUCUGGAACAAAAAGGGCAAAAAGGUCAACUCUCAGAGGAUAGAGACCAUAGAGUUUGAUGAAGGAGCGGGGGCGGUGCUUCGUAUCCAGCCACUGCGAGCACCACGGGACGAGAAUGUUUAUGAGUGUGUGGCCCGGAACAGCGAGGGCGAAAUCGCAGUCACCUCCAAGCUGUCCAUUAUCAGAGAGGACCUGCUGCCCUUUGGCUUCCCCAGUAUAGACAUGGGUCCCCAGUUGAAGGUGGUGGAGAGAACGCGCACUGCCACGAUGCUCUGCGCUGCCAGUGGCAUCCCUGAUCCAGAGAUCUCCUGGUUCAAAGACUUCCUUCCUGUGGAGCCAGCGCUCAGCCAGGGCCGUAUUAAGCAGCUACGAUCAGGUGCCUUGCAGAUUGAGCGGAGUGAAGAGACAGACCAGGGGAAAUAUGAGUGUGUAGCGUCAAACUCGCAAGGUGUACGCUACUCCUCCCCGGCCAAUCUCUACGUGAGAGUUCGUCGUGUACCGCCCCGUUUCACCAUCCUGCCCUCAAGUCACGAGAUUAUGCCAGGAGGAAGUGUAAAUAUCACAUGUGUAGCAGUGGGUUCCCCCAUGCCCUACGUGAAAUGGAUGCUGAACUCCGAAGACCUGACACCUGAAGACGAGAUGCCGGUCGGACGGAAUGUUCUGGAGCUGAAUGGCGUCCGUGAGUCAGCCAACUACACCUGCGUGGCCAUGAGCAGCUUGGGGAUUAUAGAUGCUGUGGCUCAGGUCAUCGUUAAAUCAUUACCCAGAGCUCCCGGCACCCCCAUCGUCACAGAGACAACGGCCACGAGCAUCACCAUCACCUGGGACUCUGGCAACCCAGACCCCGUAUCCUAUUACAUCAUCCAGUACCGGGCAAAAUCACCCGACAGCAAGUUCGAGACAGUGGACGGCAUCACGACAACGCGCUACAGUAUCGGUGGCCUCUACCCCAACACUGAGUAUGAGAUCCGUGUCUCUGCGUUCAACACCAUCGGCCAAGGCCCACCCAGCAACAAGGUGGACGCUAGGACUGGGGAGCAGGCACCAGCCAGCCCGCCUCGGAACGUCCAGGCUCAAAUCAUCUCACCCAGCGCAGUAACUGUCAGGUGGGAGGAGCCUGAAGAACCCAACGGCCAGAUAAAAGGCUAUCGAGUUUACUACACGAUGGACCCGUCGCAGCCAAUGAGCAACUGGAGGAUCCAUAAUGUUCAGGAUAGUGUGAUCACCACCAUCCAGAGCCUGGCUCCAUCUGAGACCUACACUAUCCGUGUGCUGGCUUUUACCUCUGUAGGAGAUGGACCCUUCUCUGACUCAGUGCAUGUUAAAGUCCUGCCUGGGGUCCCAGGACAGCCAGGGAGGUUCCGGGUGGGCAAAGUAAGAGAUACAAGCAUCGAGCUGAUGUGGGAUCCGCCAUUCUCAAAGGAACCCAUCAGGAGCUACGAGCUCAUUUACAGAGCCACCAAACACGGCACGCAGGAGAAGAAGGGCUUCGAGCCCAGGUCCUCGUAUGUUGUUGAGGGUUUGCGAGCAAACACCGAAUACACCUUCUCUCUGGCGGCCGUUUCCAGCAAAGGCAUUGGAGCCUUCACCAAUGAGAUCUUCCAGCGCACCGCACAAGCCAAUGUGCCGAGGAACUUCUCUGUGAAUCUGGCAACCAAGACAAGUGUGUUGCUGACGUGGGAGUUUCCGGAGAGCAGCUCCCCCUACCGCUUUACUGUGGAGUACAACCGUCAGAAGAUGGAAGUGGAUGCUCGCUUGAGGAAGGCCGUGAUCCCCAACCUGAUGCCUGACACCAGCUAUGAUUUUAAAAUCACCAGUCCUGAGGGCAACCUGGGUGGCCUGAGACACCGCAUCCAUGCCAAAACCUCACCUCCUAUGGUUAUCAAUCGGCCCGAGAUCGACCACAGCCGUGACACUGAGACCACCAUCACCAUCAUACUGCCCCCACUGGACACCAGGAACAAUAUCAGGAAUAUCUACGUGGUGGUGGUUCCGCUGAAGAGAGGCCGAGGAGGGAACCGGCAUCUCAAGAGCCCAGAUGAAAUGGACUUGGAAGAGCUGUUGAAGGACAUUAGCCAGAAGCACCAUGACCCACGGCAGAGGCAAGUGGAUCUGCGUCGUGCCUACAUCACCGCCCGCUUCACUCCCUCCACCCUGCCUGCGUUCUUCACGCUUGGGGACCAGUUGGACUAUGGUGGCUUUGAUAACCGCGCUCUGGAGUCCGGCCAGGAGUAUGUCUUCUUUAUCCUCGCUGAACUCAACUCCACCACUGGGAAGAUGUUCGUUGCCAGCCCUUACACGGACCCGGUCAUUGCACCUGACUCGGACCCACAGCCGCUGGAUGCUGGAGACGGACUCAUCUGGGUGGUGGGACCUGUUCUAGCCGUGGUCUUCAUCAUCUGCAUCGUCAUCGCUAUCCUGCUGUACAAGAACAAACCAGACAGCAAGCGCAAAGACUCUGAGCCUGGCACCAAGUGUUUACUGAACAACGCUGAAAUGAUGGCUCAUCACCCCACUGACCCCGUCGAGAUGCGACGCAUCAACUUCCAGACACCAGGUAUGAUGAGUCACCCCCCCAUCCCGAUCUCCGAGCUGGCAGAACACACCGAGCUUCUGAAGGCCAACGACAACCUCCGGCUCUCCCAGGAGUACGAGUCCGUUGAUCCUGGGCAGCAGUUCACAUGGGAGCACUCGAACCUGGAGGUGAACAAGCCAAAGAACCGCUAUGCCAACGUCAUUGCCUAUGAUCACACCAGAGUUAUCCUCGCACCAGUGAAUGGCAUUAUUGGUAGUGACUACAUCAACGCAAACUACAUCGAUGGCUACAGGAAGCAGAACGCGUACAUUGCCACACAGGGCCCACUGCCUGAGACGUUUGGAGACUUCUGGAGGAUGGUGUGGGAGCAGAGAGGUGCAUCGAUAGUCAUGAUGACUAAACUGGAGGAGAAAUCACGGAUAAAGUGUGAUCAGUACUGGCCCAGCAGAGGCACAGAAACGUACGGCUUGGUGCAGGUCACUCUGCUGGACACCAUGGAGCUUGCCACGUUUUGUGUACGGACGCUCUCACUGCACAAGAGUGGCUGUAAUGAGAGGAGAGAGGUGAGACAGUUCCAGUUCACAGCAUGGCCUGAUCACGGUGUACCCGAGUAUCCCACUCCAUUCUUGGCUUUCCUGCGCAGAGUUAAAGCCUGUAAUCCUCCAGAUGCAGGGCCUAUCAUCGUUCACUGCAGUGCGGGUGUGGGACGUACAGGCUGCUUCAUCGUGAUUGAUGCCAUGCUGGAGCGUAUCCGUCACGAGCGCACUGUGGACAUCUAUGGUCACGUGACUCUGAUGCGCUCUCAGAGGAAUUACAUGGUGCAGACGGAGGAUCAGUACAGCUUCAUCCAUGAGGCCCUGCUGGAGGCUGUCACCUGUGGCAACACUGAGGUGGCAGCACGCAGCCUCUACUCCUACAUGCAGAAACUGGCACAGGUGGAAAAUGGCGAGCACGUCACCGGCAGAGCACUGGAGUUUAAGCGCCUGGCGAACACUAAAGCUCACACCUCCAGGUUUGUGACGGCCAACCUGCCCUGCAACAAGUUCAAGAACAGGCUGGUAAACAUCAUGCCAUAUGAGACCACCCGCGUGUGCCUGCAGCCAAUCAGAGGCCUCGAUGGCUCGGACUACAUCAACGCCAGCUUUAUUGAUGGAUACAGGCAGCAGAAGGCAUACAUCGCGACACAAGGUCCUUUAGCGGAGACCACAGAGGAUUUCUGGAGGAUGCUGUGGGAACACAACUCCACCAUCGUGGUCAUGCUCACCAAACUGAGAGAAAUGGGGCGGGAAAAAUGUCACCAGUACUGGCCUGCAGAACGCUCUGCUCGCUACCAGUACUUUGUGGUGGACCCCAUGGCUGAGUACAACAUGCCUCAGUAUAUCCUGAGAGAAUUCAAAGUUACAGAUGCAAGAGAUGGACAGUCGCGGACAGUCAGGCAGUUCCAGUUCACUGACUGGCCUGAACAGGGAGUGCCAAAAUCAGGAGAGGGGUUCAUCGAUUUUAUUGGGCAGGUGCACAAAACCAAGGAGCAGUUCGGGCAGGACGGACCAAUCUCUGUCCACUGCAGUGCGGGCGUGGGUAGGACGGGUGUGUUCAUCACUCUCAGUAUCGUGCUGGAGAGGAUGCGUUAUGAGGGAGCUGUGGACAUCUUCCAAACAGUCAAAAUGCUGCGUACACAACGACCAGCCAUGGUGCAGACGGAGGAUGAAUACCAGUUCUGUUACCAGGCAGCCCUCGAGUACUUGGGAAGCUUCGAUCACUAUGCAACAUAAAAGGAGGAAGAACACAUUCAUCUCACCAACACCUGUCUCAAUGUUCUACAACGCUACAGAAAUUCUCUUGUUCCAUGAUGCCAUUGCGAAGGGGAACGUUUUGAAGUACGAUGACAUCGAAAAUAAAUUUGGAGGAGGAAAAAAAUGACAAACAACAAAAAAUUUUCUCUCAAGAGCUUCCCAGGGAAGUUCUGCAUCACAGCAAGCUUAUUACCUCAGUGUUCAUUUAUUGAUAUUAAUGUCGUGGUCGCCUUUUUAGAAAUAUUACAACGUGGAUAAAUAAAUAAAUGAAACCUCUUUCAAAACAAAACAAACAAAAAAAAUACGAUAUGGUAAAAAAAAAAUUCAAUAAGACGAACAAUGAAAUCAAACGCCUGGAAAAUUGCUGCACUCUUCACUGGGAGUUGAACCUGAACUGUAUUUGCCAAUGAAAAGGUCCAAGGUGAACUCCGGUCAGCUCCUGUAUGACGAAGGUUUUCAGUGCCGUAAAGGAAGCAGAACUCGUACCUUCUGUGCCUAAUGGAGCAACAAGAGCAGAGGGUCAAAGGUCAUGGAUCCUUUUGGUUUUGGAGGCGAACGGCUGUAUCACUGACUCUUCUUACAGUACAUUAGUAAUGUGAUAUAAUCAGCUUCAGUGUCUCUUUUACUCCUGGUCAGUUGGAGCGCUAUUGUGAUUGAACCUUGCCUUUGAAGAGCUGUCAGAUACGUCUCUAGAUUUUGUCGGUUUUCAACAGAGCGCCUGUGAAUACUGUUCUUCUGAUGUGUGUCACUCUUUCUCUUUCUCUUUCUCUUCCUUUCUCUUUCUCUCUCCACAAAUAUGCUGCUUAUACCCUGUGUGUGAGAAGAAAAUAUGAGUUAGCAACGGCUUGAAUUUAAUAAUCUCCUGAAAAUGUCAAAAAGUGGAGCUUUUUUUUUUUUUUUCCUUUUACAAGAUCCGAGAUUGGAGAUCAAGAAGCUAGUUUUGUUUGGGGCCAUGAAAAGACCGUUUACAUACAUACAAUAUUCUGUUCUGAUGUAAACACUAGGGACGGUAAUGACUAUAACAUGACUAUCCGUAUAUACCUUGGCAGAAAAUAUCAAGCUGAAGUAUUUCCAAUUCUGAUGGUCCUACCAACGCUCGUAAGAAGAAAAUCUCGCAAAGUAAAUCCUAGUAAAAACCGAAAAGCUUCUUAAAGCUGAAUAACAACCCUUGCCGAAAGCAAACACUGACUGACUGUAGAAGCCGGUACAAGUCAGUUAUUCCAGUCGUUCUUUCGCUUAAUGAAACUGAACUAGAAGAAAAUGUUAUGUUUUUGUUUAGUGGAGGAGUCGUGUGUAGGCGUAGCACAAAUGAGUUUCAUAUGAAUAGUUCCAGAGGAUUUAGCACAAGCCGUCUGAAACCGAGGAAGACGGAGGACAGUUUUCGUAGGUCUGAUAUUCUUCUCGUCAAGAGACUAAAAGUGAGCCUUAUUGUUGUCGUCAAAUAUUUAACCAACAUGAUUUUUUAUUUCUUUUUGCUGAUAUUAUGCUUGUAUUUUUAAUAAUAUUUAUAUUAUUUUUUUUGAAGUACUUGCUGGAAUAUAAUCGACGAGAUGUUGUGUAGUUGGCAAGCUACCGUGACUGUACAUGGUCCCUCUGUACGUUUUUUUGAUAUUUCCUGUACAGUUCUCUCUUAGAGCGUCUGUAGGAACAGUACAGCACAAGGCCUGGAAUGAGCUUGUUCCUAAAAAAAAAUUUUUUAAAUAAUCUCCCAGAAGAGCCCUGUCUGAUUUUGUAAAAAUGACCAUGUACCCUGUAUCUCGUCAGAAAGAUCAGCUCUCCAAAAUGUCAGUACUAUAAAUACAACUCAUCGAAAUAAAUCCAUCGACUUUUCGAGCCUAUUCUUUAAAGCACAUGCUGAUGG